AUGCUGGGGAGCAGAGCCAUGACCCUGCUGCUGCUGCUGCUGCUGACCUGCCGGGCCACACGGGGCCGGGCUGUGCCCACGGGCAGCGGGCCUGCCUGGGCGCAGUGCCAGCGGCUCUCACAGAAGCUCUGCACGCUGGCCUGGAGUGCGCAUCCGCCCACGGGGCACGUGGAUCUACCAAGAGAAGCAGGAGAAGAGGAAGAUGAGACGACAAAUGAUGUUCCCCACAUUCAGUGUGAGGACGGCUGUGAUCCCCAAGGUCUCCGUGACAACAGCCAGGCCUGCUUGCAAAGGAUCCACCAGGGCCUGGUAUUUUACGAGAAGCUGCUGGGCUCAGACAUUUUCACAGGGGAGCCUUCUCUCCUCCCCGAUGGCCCUGUGAGCCAGCUCCACGCCUCUCUCCUGGGUCUCAGGCAGCUUCUGCAGACCGAGGGGCCCCACUGGGCGACUGAGCAGACUCCAAGCCCCGGCCCCAGCCAACCAUGGCAGCGGCUCCUUCUCCGCCCUAAGAUCCUCCGCAGCCUCCAGGCCUUUGUGGCUGUAGCUGCCCGGGUCUUUGCCCACGGGGCUGCGACCCUGAGCCCCUGA
This is a messenger RNA of Pipistrellus nathusii (Nathusius's pipistrelle), 588 nucleotides long. The record is from the annotation of a GenBank genome assembly. NCBI's taxonomy places the organism in Eukaryota, Metazoa, Chordata, Mammalia, Chiroptera, Vespertilionidae.